Molecule: messenger RNA, 2984 nt
Organism: Lobosporangium transversale
Lineage: Eukaryota; Fungi; Mortierellomycota; Mortierellomycetes; Mortierellales; Mortierellaceae
Exons: 2
Source: RefSeq, a predicted model, not a curated record
UCUCCUUCUUCAUCGUACAGCAGUUUGGAAGGUGGACUUUUGAAAGCUACGUUGAUGGCAAUAGUAAUUUCAUUCAACAUCCACAUCCUUCGCCUUCUCAGAGUAUUGCUUUCAUCCAUUGUCGGCAUUUGUAUCAUCUGUUGCAUUGGUCAAACCAACAAAGCCAUGCGUAACGACCUUAUUUCCAGGAUUGCAACAUUAAUUGAUGAGUUUCAUGCUCAUUCUGAUGAUUCUCAAGACCAUACAAAAGGGAUCUACGCUGGGUGGUCGUCAUUCGACUAUGAAUAUGACCAGAUUGCCAUGGAGCAUGAUCAACCACAAGGAAAUGGACAGGUUAUGAAAUCUGAAACGACACAGUCAAUUGCGGACCACAAUCAUAGUCGUCCGGACAACAUGCUGCUCAGCCCAACCUCAAGUGACAGUUCUUCUGCCAAUGACCUCACCCUUCUAAAAAGUCCCUUUAUUAACACAGAAAAGGGAAUAAAUAAUGAAAAGGAGAAAGUUGAGAUAUUAGCGACAAGAACUACCGUCGUCGACUUUCCUACUAGCUCUCUUGCUCCUCUGGCAGCUGCCCAUAUAACAUUGCCAUCACCGGUAGUACUAGCAGCAGCAGCUCGUAACGAACAAAGCAACACCCUUCUUAUGACACCACAGCAGCCAAAUAUAUCUGUUGAGGCAUUUGGUGAGCCCCAACUAACGGCUGUGACCACAAAUGUCUCUGUCGACAGCCCACAGACUGUAAUGGGGCCUAUCAAAGGCUUAACCACAAAGCCGAACAAAAGUCAUCCAUUGCCAAGCAGCAGCUACAAAUCAACACUAUCUUCCUAUGACGAUUUAUUGAAGAGUAUUAAUGCGGAGAAGAUAUUGUAUCAGUCUCCAUUGUUGCACCAGUCACCAACUGGUCCGCUUCAGCAGCAGCGAGGAUGGGUAAAUAACAGCUAUAGCGAUUGGGAGUCCGACAUACCCGUCAAUAGCCAAUCCACCACUAUGCAUUCAAUCGUAUACCGCAGUGGAUUUAAAGACCGAGUUAGUAUCGAUAGAGCUGUACACCCGUUUGAUACCAUCGAAUACUCCCAUUCAACCAGCACUAUACAAACGUAUCAUCAGCCUGUUAUGUCGCAUAACAGUAAUACGCAUAACAGUAAUAACAAUUUAGACACUCUUAUGAUGACAAAUAAGCACAUAUUCUCAAAUAUCAAUAAUGAUAUCCAUGAUGAGAAAGCAGGCAUCCGUGCAUCAGCAGUACCGCACCAGGAGCAAGGUAUUCACUUAAUAGGAUUCUCGUUGAUGGAAAGUUUGAGUCGAAGUGAAGGCUUGGAUUCGCAAGAAACUAUCGAAUAUUGGAGGACUCAUGUGGAGCCUAGUUCACCAACUAUACCUACAGUUAAUUAUGGUGACAUCAGCAGAGAUAAUGAAGGUAGUAAAACUGGUCAGCAGCCACAGCCACAGCAAUACGGGCUUGAGGAUAUAGCUAUGGCGGGUUUGGAUGGUGGAGUUUUUGAUGGCGUUGGCUCUAGACGAGGCACUCUUCCCAUUACCUCGUCGAGUCGUUGUCUUGUCGAGCAACCACAAACACUAAAUUGUACCUUGGACAGCCCAUCCUUGCACUAUUCGACUGCGGACCUUGGAAUGCCCCGCCCAUCAUAUGCUUACGCGUAUGGCCAACUAAGAACACAAAGGCAGGGGAGCAUGAGCAGCAGUGCUGAUGGAUAUAGCUGCUCUAUUGCUUCGUCGCUAUCUCUCGCAGACUCACUCUCGAAUCCGAUGUAUCAUCAGCAGCUUCAAGGGCUUGCGAUGACAACGAAUGCACCCACAGCGCGUCAUUCUUCUCAUGCCUUUGCUCGUCUUCCACGCAAAUACUCCCUUCCAAGUUCCGUACACAAAACUUCACCACGACUCCCACCAUCUCAGUAUAACACCCGGAGGCCUAGCCGCUUGAGCAGCAUGAUGGCGAAUCAGGUUGAUGAUGAGGACUUUGGCCUCAUUGAGUGUGCUACCAAUCUGAGGCCACAACAGCUACCAUUAUUGUUGUCAUCAUCGUCACCGUUUCAUAAGAAAUCUCACUACAGAAGCCAUAGUUUAGGCUAUUGGCCUCCGGCUGGAGCCAAAAUAUUCAAUGAUAUUGUGCAAGAUGAUGACCCAACUAUGAUUGACCACACCCCUGCCCUACCUCCGGGCACCAUUAUUUUCAAUGCGGCAACCAAUGGCAAUGAUUAUGAAAGAGCUAUGGAGCAUAAUCAGCAUCAAUCUCUUCAUCCAUUGGACUCACCCCCCCUUUUACAGCAGCAUCAUCUUCCACGGGCUGGCAGCGAUCAAGGGUAUUUUUACGACUAUGAUGGUAGCAAUCGGUAUUCAGCAGCUUGCCACGGUAAUUACGUAGCAAAUAAUUUCACGAAAGACGUUGAUGUGCAGGCAGCCUGGACAAAAUCGUACAUUGGUUUAGGAUUAACAUUUGGGCCAACAGAUGCAGACGCCCCCAUGCACAUUGACAAUAGGUUUCUUUCUCGACUAAACUCUAUCAAAGACCACACGGACAAUUACUCAAUAGGCUUCAGCAACGACAAUAGCACUAAUGAUGUAAGCAACAUCAUUAAUUAUAGUGACUGUGUCAAUCAUGAGUAUUAUUUGUGGACGAGGAAUGGCCGCGCCAAGUCAAAUUAAUCAAGUCAGACAACGAAUACUAUGGUGGCUAUGACCACGACCAGGGUUACGACCAGGAUCACAACUGCUAUACCUGCCAUGAGUACGACCAAUGUCGGAUAUGAGCAUGGCAGCCAUAAAUAAUCCCUAUUGCUCAAUGAAAAAUGAAGAUCACGACGGCGUAGAUACAACCGAUGAUGAUGAUAUCUAUGAAGAAGUAUUUAUGAACAGCCCAAUCCAGCAAAGUGCCAGCAGUAUGGAGUGUUACUAGGUCAGCCAUAAUAAGAAUAUCCUAAUGAAAAUUAUCUAUAUAACAAAUAACAACAACAACAACAACAACAACA